CCUAAAUUGUUGAAAUACAUUUAUUUUGACCAAACAUGGGCAACACCUGUUGAAUUCAGCCACACCAGUAUGAUGAGAAUAAGACAACCUGGAUCACCUAUGAGAGCUUGGCUCAGGACUUUGAGGAUCAUGAGGACCCAGGGUUCUUGCUUACUCAAGAAAGCAAAGCCAAAACUUGCUCUUUCAAGAUUAAGAUAAGCAAAUUCAGAGGCAAAAAGUUUUGCUGUAAUAAGUGCUAUAUUGACAUUAAGUUCGAUAAUGAUAAUCAAAAGUUAGCCAUUAGCUCUGAUUCUAGCAGCGGCAGAGAGAAUCUUAAGUGGAGCCUAGACCAAACCUUGUUCCUUAGAGAGAAAUAUGGCAAUUUGAAGCGGAAAUAUUUCAACUUAAGCUUAAAAAGGAGAAAAGAUGAUACAGACCCUUUCGCAAAGCUUAAAAUUGACUUGCUGACGCUUGCUAAUGGCCCUAUAUGAUAUACAGUCAGAAUGAAGCACAUGCAUAGACCUGAUGAGAUUGCAGGAAUACUUUCGUUUAAGGUGGAAGUAGAGCAACUCCAAAAUUUUAGUUUAACUCUAAACAGUAUCAACUGCAAAUUCUUAUCCAAUAUGCACAAAGGGAUGUACAUUACCUUCAGAAUUAUCACCUGUGGGGAUAGCUUAGACAGUGAUAAGUCUAAAUCAGUUAUUGGAGAGUUUGCACCAGAUGAAACGUACCAAACCAAAUAUAAAUGGGAUACAAUGAGUGACGAAGGAAAAGACAUCCAAAUCCAGCUUACCACCACCAUCGAAAGCCUCAAGUCUUCCUCUGUCCAGGUGUGCGUCUGGAACGAUAAAUCCAUGAGGAAGUAUGACGACAUGGCUGAAAUUCGGUAUAAAAGAUUUCUAAAUUCGGAUUAUGAAGAUCACUGAUCUAGCCCAAGAGUUUGAAAAGCCAAAAAGGUGCGAUCAAGGGCUAGGCUAAAUAGCACAAAGGAGAUUCCUGAAUUAAAAUAUGAGUCAGCAAACCCAGCUGAUUUAUCAAAGAACAGCAUUGAUUUGCUUAAGAUGGACUCUGGCAUUAAGACUGCCAAUAAGCUUUUGAAUGAAUCUAUGGUUGAAAAUGUAAUCCAGAAAGCACUUAUUAAGAAAAUUAAGAAAAGAAGAGCAGAUAUGGCUAAUCUUGAGGGUGAAUGUUACUUUUCCUUCCAAAAACUGCUUUCCAAAGAGUUCAGAAAUAUGGAUAGGAAGGAUUACGAUAAAUUUGAAGAGGCUAUGAGAAAACCUGAAUCUUGUGCAAAGUUAAAAGCAGGAAAGUCAGUUCAACAGCUUCAAACUAGAAAAUCUUUCAGUAAGAAUCAGGUAAAUGACAAAUUCUUCAAGGAAACGAUUUGGCUCUUUGGAAAGAAAGUUGGUCAAACCAAAGGUAUUUUCAAAGUCAAACUUGGAAACGCUAUGCACCAAAUGGGAGUAGGAGUCAUGACUGAGAAUGGUAUCAGCUUCUCGACUUCCUUAGUCCUUGGCAUUCCAAAGCCGCUGAAAAACAUUGACCUCAAGAGAUUCUUUAAGAAGGGAGAGGAGCACGGGAAACUUCCAGAAAAAUUCAUCCAGCUUAAUAAAUUAGUCAAAGAACUAUAUGAAUUAGAAAAGACUUGAAGUAAGAGAUCAAUGAAGCUUAUUCAAAAGCGAGAAAAUCUCCUUAAAGAAAUUAUUGGAGAACUAAGCAAGACGAUUGGAUCUAGAAAAUAACACUAUAUAUAAUGACCUUCUCUGCUUGAUCAGAACUCAGGACCUUCUCAUCGUCUUUUACCUGCAUUGCAUCACUGUCUGCGACAGAGUCUCACAAUUAGAAGUCAGACAGUACUACUACAAAAUAAUGCUACAGCUGCUGAAGAGUCAAGAACUGGAGCUGGCCCAAAUCGGAUUCAGAGGAGAUUCCAUGCUUAAUAAAUCUGUAUUCGGAGUUACAGGAACUCCUAGACAGAAAUUCAUGAAGCCAAGCUCCAAGCUGAACAAGAUUGGUAUAAAAAAUUCAAGUAAAAUCAAAGGAUUCAUGGCUAAUCAUGAAAAUGUGAACCAAAAUUUCGAGAACUCGAAGGCUAAUCUAGAGGACGUGAUCAAAAGUAACAAGGUUCUGAUAGGUCUGAACUAUCAAUACGUCCUUUGCAAGACGUUGAAGUAUGCUUUGAACAAGCUAGGCAGGAGAGGAGGUAUCUCAGACGACCAUCUCAGAGAUUUCAUUGAAAAAUUCAUACCAAUUGCGUACUUCCGGAUACCAACUUUUAGAGAGAAAUUUUUGACAAUUAUCUCUCAAAGUAUCAUUGAAGAGGACCAAAAGGAUGCUCAGAAGACUUCAAGCAGUGAGAACGAUGAGUCUUUGAAGGAAACUACACCUGAAGACAGCUUCAAGUUGAAGGAAGCUCCUGAGGCUCCACCUCUGCGAAGUAGCAGAUCAAGCAUUAAGCGUCUAAAGAUCCUUAAGUCUGAUGAAAUCAGCGAAUGGUUCAGAAUUGAAUUUCCGAAAAGAGAUGACUAUGAGCAGAAGCAUGUUCCUAAAUCUAUGGUAGCUCUAGAUGAAAGUGAGGCUACCUCGUCAGACUCUGAUGAGCAGUAUCUUCCUCAAGAAACCAAGCCUGCAACUCCGAAGUUGCCUUCUAAGAAGUAUGGAGGGGCUAUUGGCCAUAUAUUCGACUGGGAUAGGCACUUCUAUGAUCAUCUCCCUGAUGGAAAUGAGCAGAAGAAAGAAAGCGACAAGCUCCUACAAAAAUGUGUCGAUGACUCAGACUGGCACGAUAGAAUUAAGAAAAGAGGAAUAGGGUUUUUACUUAUAGUUGCUGAAUGGUCCAAGUUCGUCAAAGGAUCUAUUGUUCCUAAGAAUAUAUUUUGGCAAGAUGUUCCAGGAUACAAGCUAAUCGUUAAGGCUAUACUACGAGAAAUGAAGAAUAAAUCCCUCUUGUUGUACCCAGAGGCCCUGAUUGAUUGCACAAUGUCGUUGCUAUCAAAUGAAAAGGUGUUAUCUGUCUUAGUAAAGAUUGUGUUUAAGAAGACAAAUAUCUAUGACAAGAUUCAAGUGAUAUACUCCAUUGACCUUGUCAUAAAGUGGCUAAACAAGCUCCAGAACAACUACCAGUACAUCCCUGCAUCGUUUGAUUUCUCCUUUUUCAACCAAUGAGUAAAAACAUUGUUGGAUCAAGAUCACCUAAUCUUGAGGACAAAAUGUCUCUGGAUGAUAUACAAGAGCUUGCAUUUGUUUCCAGCAGAGGCAAAGGAAGAACUCAUCAACAUGAUAGUGACUAAGUAUUUCAACAAGUUGUUUUUCAACUGGUCUUUCAACGUGAGGAGUUUGGUCACUCAUGUUCUCCUGUAUCAGCUCCACUUCAUUCAUUUUGAGAUGGUAAAGAUCAUGAACGAGAAGCCAAAGCACCGUAAGAAGAAAGAAAAGACUCCCAAGAGGGAUAAAUUUGAGAGUACGAUCAUGCGCAACCUCCAGAAACCGAAGAAGGCAGCCCCUGAGGUUGAUGAUGAAGAAGCUCAUUACGAGCACAAAAUUUCUGAGGAAUAUGAGAAAAUAGCUAUUCUCAAAAACACUGAUGUAAUCAAAUAAAGUUAAGGAAAGGAUGGAUGACAUUAAGUUCUUGGUAUCUUACUAUACUGGGAAAGACUCACGAAUCCAUAAAAGCAAGCCCAAGAAGGUCUAUUCUGGGGAGAAAGAUGAUGACCAAAUGGAGAGUAAUACACGAUAUCAAAAGAUAAUCAAGAAGAUUCCUAAGAAUCUCCAUGUUUAUGUAGAACCUGCCAUCACUCAAUUCGUCAAAGAAAGAGAAGCAUAUGAGCUAUGGGCAGAUAAAAGCAGACCUGUUAUACGAGACAAGCAGUUGUUUAUGGUCUUUGACCACCUUCCUGAGAUAAAGCUCAACGUCCCCGUGGACGAACCCCAUAUUGUCUCUGAUGAGUGGUAA
Moneuplotes crassus is the source of this 3931-nucleotide messenger RNA. NCBI's taxonomy places the organism in Eukaryota, Ciliophora, Spirotrichea, Euplotida, Euplotidae. The record is from the annotation of a GenBank genome assembly.